This is a messenger RNA of Porites evermanni, 1538 nucleotides long. NCBI's taxonomy places the organism in Eukaryota, Metazoa, Cnidaria, Anthozoa, Scleractinia, Poritidae. The record is from the annotation of a GenBank genome assembly.
AUGAAGGCCGAUGGUACAUGGGGUGAUCACGUGAUUCUCCAUGGUGCGGCAAACUGCUUUGAUACCUGCAUUCACGUGAUCAGCAGUCAUCAUCGUGAUGUACUGAUUAACCCACAACGUGAAGAUGUCGACCGUGACCGGCUUGUACUGGGACACUUAUGUGAGCUUCACUAUGUUAGCCUUAUUCCACGCAAAUCACCUGAAGGUAAUUCACCUCUUGCCUUGUAAUGUUAGAUUUAAAAAGACACUUUAACAAAUAGAAGUUGUUGUAGUUCUGAAGUGGCAAUAUGUUAUGCCAAAUUAUUGCCGCCUGUCGGAAGUCUUGGUUCUAGUGCCACGUGUCACUUGUAAAAAUGAUGACAUUCAUUUAUUUAGUAACAACCUGUGCAGAAGGAAGAUCUCCACAGCGUUCCGAGCCCUUUUGUUAAAACUUAUGAUUUUAUUUUUGCCAAAAAGCUCAAAAAUAGAUCAGAAGUAUAAAAUCUGUCAAGCAAACUACAAAAAACUUGGUUUUUCCAUUGUCACACUUUGUUUUCUUUUUGAAGCCGUUCAAAAAACUCGCAGUCUUAUAUUAUCAGGUUUAAAAGCUCUUGGCCUCGCUUGAAUUUUUAUCCUGAUAAUACAAGACUGCGAGUUUUUUGAACGGCCUCAAAAUCUCUGAUAUAGAUCAACUCAUUCUUGCACUAAUAUUUAUAUACUUGGGGUUAUUUUGGUUUAAGAAAUUAGACGUAAAGUUUAGCCGUGUCUUUAUCAGAUAUAAAGACACUCAUUAAACAUUUAUUUCUUUUGUUUUUUUCUUAUGAAUUAUUAAUCGAUUUUGGAAUUUUUUAUCUCGCGACAUAUUAAGGCAAACGACUCAUAAAAAACAACUCUAGCUUAUUAAUACAUUAUUACUUUUUAGACCUAUGUACAGUAAAGCGCCAGAAACGCAGAUUAGAAACGGACGAAGAUGAUGCCCAUUUGGAUUGGGGUAAGGAUAAAGUAAUGAUUUUUGCUAUCAGAAAGGUAGAUUUGCUACAAGUUGUCUCUCUUAAAAGUGAGCGAAGCGAGGUUCAAUGCAUGAGGUCGCGCAGCGACCGAGCGAGCGACGAAGUCCUAAACGCCCUGCAGCAGCCACGCUCAGAGGACCACGUUUCACUCGUGAAAAAUGACCCCCACGUUCGUAAAUAACAAUUGAAGUCAGUGAGAUAUGAAUCUGACAUGAAGAACCACUGAGAAAAACUGUAAUUGCUGCAAUUUCGCGUCCAUAGACCUAUUCGGCUAACUCAGUGUUGUACCCAAUUCAAACCCUUUGGGAAUAAAACGUUUUGUUUCAGGAAUUUUCAUAUCGUUUAAAUGAGAAUGCCACAUUAUAAUGCAAAUACAAGACACAAAGAAUCUUUACCCCGAGAGAUUUGAAUUGGGUGCAACAUUGAGUUAGCCGAAUAGGUCUAUUGUACGGUGUCGUGUGAAUUCCAAUGUUUAUAGCAAAUGUCUGUUAUUUUUUGUUAUCUAAAGGUGGAGAGAAAAACAAGAAACACAAAUCAGGCAAGAAAUAG